CAGCCCAUACAUACAUAGCUCUGCAAAAUGGGCUUUUGAGUGUUUCUCGGGGAAGCUGCCGGCGGCGGCUGCCCUCAGUCAGAGCGAACGGCGACUCUUCUGUCAGGGAAAGCUGACAGUUUUCGGACAACCUUCUCUGGGUCCAAAGAUCCUUCCCUGCGAAAGGAAAUGGCGGCAGGACAGGAGGGGAGGUUCCCAUGUCCAGGUCUCCAGUUCCGGACUGUGCUAGCAGAAAACCAGGAGCCAGGAAUGAAAAUGGAGCCGGAGGAGCCACUAGGCCUCAAACCAGCGGUGGGGCCAAGGGAAAUGGGAGACAUCUCACCUGCCCCUCAGGGCACUGUUGGGCAGCAGCUGAGCUGGGGAGGGCCGCACCACAUCAAACAGGAGCCGGAAGACAGGCUGUCGUCUCUCCGCUGGGAAGUCCAGUGGCAGGAGUUCUUGAAGGCAGUACAGGCCCCUCGCUCUGGAGAAGGGAUGCCCCAGGUGCCGGAGACUGUGCCAUGGGGUGAGGUUAAGGCUUCCCCGCCUCCCUUUCAGGGCACAUUGGCUGUCAGAGACGAGAGCGGGACCGGACACCCUCCGGCUUUUAAUGGGACAUCCCGGGCAGCCAACAGCAGGCCGGACACUGCAAGCAGCAGGGGAGGCUGCGGGCAAACGGAAGAGAUCAAGAGGGAAGACGCCAUCAGCUCAGAAGCGCAGCGCCGGCGCUUCAGGCAGCUCUGCUACCGGGAUGACUGGGGCCCCCGGGAGGUGUACGGCCGCCUUCAGGAACUCGGCGCUCAGUGGCUGAAGCCAGAGAGGCAGACGAAGGAGCAGAUCUUGGACCUGGUGGUCCUGGAGCAGUUCCUGACCAUCCUGCCCCCAGAGAUGCAGAGCUGGGUGAAGGCACGCGCUUCCGACAGCUGCUUCCACGCCGUGAGCCUUGCGGAGGAUUUCCUCGCGGGGCGCCAAGAGGCCAAGGAACCGGAACGGCAGGUGCCGAGAAUGGUCCAAGAGGUUGCCGUGACGGAAGAGGAAGGGCCGUCGCAGGAAGCUGCUCAGCGGCCGCUCAGCAGGGAGGUCAAGCGAGAGAACGAGGGAGCUGGUGGCGCACUAGGUGGUGAUGGGGAGCAGAAUGGGACCGAUCCAGAACUGUUCUGGGUGCCACCGGGAAGAGUAUUGGGCCCAGAGACAGAUGUAAAUGCUGGAAACCAAGAUGGCCCAGACACGUUUCACACAUGUGAAAUGGAGAAGUGGAAGAAUAAUUUUGCCUCUUCUCCGGAUGACAACUCCUGUGAAAUAUCACUACAAGGGAUACUCAAAAGGAAGAGAAGGAGCAAAGACGCCAUGAGCAACAAGCUUUUGUGGGAUGAAUCGAACCCUAACAGAACCCCUGCGGGAGAGAAGCCGCACGAAUGUUCGGUCUGCGGGAAAAUAUUCCGCCGCCGCUCAGACCUUAAUAGUCACCAGAGAACCCACACGGGUGAGAAACCCUAUUCGUGCUUGAACUGCGGGAAGAGGUUCAACCGGAGCACCAACCUUAUUUCACACCAGAGAAUCCACACAGGUGAGAAACCGUACAAAUGCGUGGAUUGCGGCAAGAACUUUUGCCACAAGUCUGGCUUGAUAAGGCACCGGAGAACCCACACGGGAGAGAAACCGUACGCCUGUUCGGAGUGCGGGAAGAGCUUCAGCCAAAGGCAGCAUCUGAUCACGCACCAGCGGAACCACACCGGGGAGAAGCCGUUCAGCUGCUCCGAGUGCGGGAAAAGCUUCAACCAGAGCCAGCACCUGAUCACGCACCAGAGGAACCACACGGGAGAGAAGCCGUUUGAAUGCUCGCAGUGCCGGAAAAGCUUUUGCGACAAGUCCACCCUCGUCAGACACCAGCGGAGUCACCUUGGGAAGAAACCGUUCAAAUGCUCCAAGUGUGAAGAAAGCUUCUAUCGGAGCAAACACCUUACCAGGCACCAGCGGAUUCACAUCCAGACUGCAGGGGUCUAAUGCAGCCUUCUCCAAACUCAACAGCCUUCAGAGGGUUGGACUUCAACUCCCAUCAGCUAAGGUGACCAUAUGAAAAGGAGGACAGGGCUCCUGUAUCUUUAACAGUUUGUUUAUUUAGAGUAUUUUCAUCUCGCACCUCAGCCAAAAAAGGCUCCCGGAGUGUCUUACAAUUGAUCAGUAAAGAAGACAGUCCCUGCCCUCAGGCUUACAUUCUAAAAAAGACAUGACACACAAGGAAAAAGGGAUGGGGAGGGAAGAGGGAGAAAAGAAAAAGAAAUUAAGGAGACUGUUCAGGCUGGUGGGAAGGCCCUGCUCCGUCCUCUCAUCUCCCAAUGGAGGGGCAGAUCAACAGCUCCUUCUUCUUCCCCACAGGGUGAAGAUGACAGUUAGCCCUGGGGGGAGGGGGGGCGAUGUCCAACUGAAGCAGGCUCUGAUGGUCUCCCUUGCACCUGGUGAAAUUCCCUCUUCAUGACAACAGUUAAAGCUGCAGGAGCCCUGCCUGGUGUGACCAGAUUUAAAAGAGGGCAGGGCACCUGCAGCUUUAACUGGUGAGAUGAAGCGGAAAUUUCCCCAGGUUCUCCAUAUAUACAAAUGACACCGGCUGAAAUUCCCUUUUCAAUACAACUGUUAAAAGAUACAGGAGCCCUGUCCUCUUUUUCAUAGGGUCACCCUACAUCAACCCCAGCCAGCCUGUUGAUGGGAGUUGCAGCCCAACCCCAACUGGAGGCCGCUGGGUUGGAGAAGCUGAUCUGAUGUCACAGUGAUUUUUAAAUUUAUGGCCGUAGGUAGCGCUUGUCCUCUUAGUUCUCGCUGUCCACAAAUUGUGUUUUGAAGACGGAGGUUUUAGAGACCUUCUGUCACCGUCGUGAGGAAGUAUCAUUUCCAACUGUUUAUCGGCACAAUACACAGAGAGAGAUUGGUGA
This is a messenger RNA of Elgaria multicarinata webbii, 2906 nucleotides long. Its product is annotated as zinc finger protein 397-like. Bases 169 to 1983 code for a protein of 604 amino acids. Gene Ontology annotation, molecular function: DNA-binding transcription factor activity, RNA polymerase II-specific; RNA polymerase II cis-regulatory region sequence-specific DNA binding. Gene Ontology annotation, biological process: regulation of transcription by RNA polymerase II. The transcript has 4 exons. The record is from RefSeq and is a predicted model, not a curated record. Lineage: Eukaryota; Metazoa; Chordata; Lepidosauria; Squamata; Anguidae.